Adelges cooleyi (spruce gall adelgid) is the source of this 3202-nucleotide messenger RNA. Its product is annotated as WD repeat-containing protein 44. Gene Ontology annotation, molecular function: protein binding. NCBI's taxonomy places the organism in Eukaryota, Metazoa, Arthropoda, Insecta, Hemiptera, Adelgidae. The transcript is spliced from 9 exons. The record is from RefSeq and is a predicted model, not a curated record. Bases 145 to 2949 code for a protein of 934 amino acids.
UAUUAUCUUUUAACAAGGAACUCUUAAAAUAAAGAAACCAUUCUUAUCUCGGUUAUUUAUUAUAACAAUGUAUUAUGUGAUUAGCUCAUAGUGUAUUCGGUAUUUCAUUCAUUAUUAUUCGUAUAAAAUGUUUGCCAGUUAAACAUGUCAAACUCCAGUAGUGACACGGAUGAAUUUUUCGACGCUGAAGAUUAUACAGUUCGAAAUGAUCAAAAUGAUGUACCCAAGCAAACUAGCAAAAGUGAAAAAGAAAUUUUAGAUGAGAAAAAGAAGAAUUUGUCUUUCAAAAUAAGUAAUCCUGCCAAACUGAAUUCAGAGCACAAUGGUCGCCGUAAAUUUAACGAGAUCCGGCAACAUAUGCAAAUCGAUGAAGAUGAAUCGCAAGCUGUAUCUCCUACUGAAAGUCAGGCUUCGUCGGCCGAUGGUGUCUUUUUAGCACCUUCACACAAACCAAGCCAUCCAUUCCGGGUAAUUGAGCCUGAUGGAGCAUCUGUUCAAAGCAUUUUAUCGUUAGGAAAAGUUGGUCGACUGUUAGGAAGUGUACCUUCUGAUCAUUACAUAGGGAAGGAUAAUACUUUACGUCCGUCAGAUUGUACAAAAUUAUUAUCUGAACCUUCUACUCCUAUCUCGUCUGAAGAUAAAUUCAUUGUACCCACUGACAAUUUUAGCACUUUUCAUGAACCUGAUGUGAUAGCAAGCACAAAGACUUCGACUAAUGGCACAUGCAAUAUAGAGAAUGAUAGACCCGUUGCUCCACCAAGACGUAGAAGACGCAAAAAAUCAGAAACAGUCAUAACUGAAAGUAUUGGUGCUACGACAACUAUAGAUAAUCCUAAUCAACAAACUAAUGCUGCUCAAAGUGAGGAAUCUAAUACAAGUUGCUUAACGAGUCCGGCGAGUACAAUCGAAUCAUUGACGAGGGAAUUGGAACAUUCUCUAGAUCUUCAUUCUGCUACCAAAGGGCAAUAUGUCGUUAAUCAUCAAGAUGAAGAGAAGCCAGGUUUAAGUGUGAUAAAAGAAAUAACUGACGAAGUAAAAGAAAAGUCAAAAACACUUACCUCCCACAGCAAUACGUAUCCAAUGGCCGGUACUAGUGGUAUAACUUCUAUUCGUUCCCAUAACCGUGUGACUUCAAGAGAAAGACGUAGAUCAGCUGGCGAUGAGCAAGAACUUCGAGAUCAACAAUUAAAUAUGUUUUUAAAAACCCAUACUGAUUCAGGGAAAAAACUGACUGACAUAGAAAUUUUGGAACAAAUAACCGUAUUGAAUUUGGAUACUGGGGAACGUGUUCCAUUGAGUAUAGCCGAGGAUAAGUUACCACAAUGUAUUAACCCAUUAUCAUUGCAUAUAAUGCGUUUGACAUCGGAAUAUGUCAGUACUCCAAAUUUGGAUUCCCAUUCAUAUAGAAGUAGUUUUAUUAAAAAACCAAAAGAAUCCGACGAAGAAAGCAUUGGUAGUAAAUCCAACGAAACGGUAGCUACUGGACGAGACGACCCUGUGGACGAGUCAGCUAUACGUCGUCGAACUGCUAGAAUCAAACGAUUUUUGGGUACGACGGUAAAGAAAACUGUAAACAAAGCCAAGACCAUUGCUCAUGAAGUGUCCCAUGUACGGCACAAAGAAGACGUUAUGGAAAUAGUCGAUUUGGUAGAAAGGCCACAACCAGCAGCCGAUGCUGCCAACCCACCUCAAGUCAAUGAAGCUUUCAAGUUACGAUCUUCUAAUAGUCAUAAAGGUCCUUACGAAUUUGAUUCAGUUCAGCAUGUUCAGGAAUUUUGUAAUGAGCACGUAGGGCCUGUUUGGUGCAUGAAAUUUUCAAUGUGUGGUCGACUUCUUGCAACAGCUGGGCAAGAUAGAGUUCUCAGAAUAUGGGUUUUACGUGAUGCCUAUAAAGAUUUCCACGAAAUGCGAAAAAAAUAUGAUGCUGAAAAAGUUUCACCAACACCGUCGACAGAAUCUUUAGUCUCACAGCUAUCUGUCGAUGAUCAAUCAUUUGCUGCAGAUCCUGAUGAUCGUGGGCCGUUCAUAUCACGUCCGUUUUGUACGUACACGGGUCAUCGGUCCGAUUUGUUGGACAUAGCAUGGUCGAAAAAUUACUUUGUCCUGUCUUCGUCAAUGGAUAAAACUGUUAGACUGUGGCAUAUUAGUAGAAGGGAAUGUUUAUGUUGCUUUCAACACAUCGACUUUGUCACUGCAAUAUGUUUCCAUCCACGAGACGAUCGAUAUUUUUUGAGUGGAUCAUUAGACGGCAAACUACGUCUUUGGAAUAUCCCCGACAAAAAAGUAGCGGUGUGGAACGAAGUAGAAGGGCAGACAAAACUGAUAACUGCUGCUAAUUUCUGUCAAAACGGCAAAUUUGCCGUAGUGGGCUCUUAUGACGGCCGAUGCAUAUUUUACACAACCGAUCAGUUGCGCUAUCACACUCAGAUACAUGUCCGUUCAACACGUGGCAGAAACUCGACUGGACGAAAAAUAAGUGGUAUUGAACCAAUGCCUGGCGAGGAUAAAAUAUUGGUAACAUCAAAUGACAGUCGCAUCAGGUUGUACGAUCUUAGAGAUCUAAAUCUGUCAUGCAAAUAUAAAGGUUAUGUAAAUAUAAGUAGUCAAAUCAAGGCUAGCUUCAGUCACGACGGCAAGUAUAUUGUAUGCGGUUCAGAAAAUCAGUGUAUAUAUGUAUGGAAAACGCAUCAUGAUUACUCCAAGUUCACGUCCGUACGGAGAGACCGAAAUGAUUAUUGGGAAGGAAUCAAAGCACACAACGCCGUUGUUACCUGUGCAAUUUUCGCACCCAAUCCAGAAGUGGUAUUUAGACAAAUGAAAACUGAUGAAAACAACCAAAGUCAAGAUGGAUAUGUCUUAGUAAGUGCCGAUUUCAACGGAUGUAUACGCGUGUUUGUCAACCGAAUGAAGCCUAAACAUAGUUCGUUGCCGGCCAGCGCUAUGGCAUAAGUUUUAUUUUACUAUAUGAGACCAUGUUAUUCACAAUAUUUCAAUAUAUAUAUUUUAUAUGGUGUAUCCUUUUCUUUAGAUAUAAAUUAUAGCGAAAUUUAGAUUAUUGAAAUCAUUUUAAGUAUAGUAUAAUUUAGUAUUAGCCAUGUUUUUAAUUAUAAUAAUUAUUAUUUAUUCCGUAAAAGGCGAGAUUAUAUAACUAAUAUUAAUUUGUUACCAUUAUUUUAUGUCGGAAAUGUAUUUUAAAUCAGUU